This is a messenger RNA of Chironomus riparius, 627 nucleotides long. The record is from the annotation of a GenBank genome assembly. Lineage: Eukaryota; Metazoa; Arthropoda; Insecta; Diptera; Chironomidae.
AUGCGCUACACAUUAGCUUACACGUUUACGGGAACAAUUUCAUCAUUAGUUUCACUUUGGAUCCUUUAUCAUGUUUUAACUGGUCAGGGAGAGAGAAUAUCAGUUGGAUGGUUCCUUGAAGAAACUAGCCCAUACAUGUGGGCCUGCUUAGGAAUUGGAUUCUCUGUUGCAUUGUCAGUAGUUGGAGCUGCUAUGGGAAUUCAUACAACUGGAGUUUCAAUCAUUGGUGGUGGAGUAAAAGCACCAAGAAUCAAGACGAAAAAUUUGAUUUCUGUCAUCUUUUGCGAAGCUGUUGCUAUCUAUGGUCUCAUCACUGCCAUUGUUUUAUCUGGAGGACUUGAGCCGUUUACAGCAAAUGUUGCAGCAGUAAAUGAAUCAGUCAGAGGAACAAACUGGAUGGCUGGAUAUGUCAUGUUUGGAGCAGGUCUCGCAGUCGGUUUAGUCAAUUUAUUCUGUGGAUUGGCUGUUGGUAUUGUUGGAUCAGGAGCUGCUUUAGCCGAUGCUGCAAAUUCAAAUCUUUUCGUUAAGAUUCUUAUUGUCGAAAUUUUUGGAUCCGCUAUCGGUCUCUUUGGACUCAUCGUCGGAAUUUAUAUGACGAGCAAAGUCAAAAUGGGAGACAAGGAAUAA